AUGGGCACCACUAAUGCCUUCACCUUCCAGGUCUUCUCUAGCUCUUCUUUGGGGUUCCUGGUGUCUGGCCAAGGCUUGGAGCCUUUGUUUGACAGUUUCCAGUGCUUCCGGUGUGGGCAUCUGGCUGUACCGCUUAGUUUGCUCCUAGACAUAACAGCAUUGCAGUCUGUGUAUGUUAUGGAGUUUGCGGUGGAGGAAAUUAACCGCAACAAGAGCCUGCUGCCCGAAGUGACGCUUGGAUACCGCAUACUGGAUAACUGUGAAAAGGAUAAGCACUCAAGUCAUGUGCAUGUAAUUAUUGGGCCUGCUUCAUCCACUGCAGGAAUAUAUUUGUCUAAUAUACUGAGACCUUUCUCUGUACCAUUAAUAAGCUAUUUAGCUGUCUGUCCAUGUUUAAGUGACAAAGAAAGGUUUCCACAUUUUUUCAGAACUAUACCAAGUGAUAUAUACCAAUCUCGGGCUGUAGCCCAGCUUGCCAUACAUUUUAAAUGGUCCUGGGUUGGGGCAAUAAUAGCGGAUAAUGAUUAUGGACAGCUGGCAAUAAAGGUCAUUCAGGAGGAGAUUGAAGGAAAAGGAGUGUGUCUGGAUUUUGUGAUAUCUGUACACAGAUCAUCUAUUCAAAUAGAUGCCAAAAGAGCAGCGGACGCAAUUCAAGCCUCCAGUGCAAGAGUGAUCUUUAUUGUUUCAUGGUACACUGAUGUUAUUCACAUCUUUGCUGAGCUCGUUGCACGAAAUAUUACUGACAGACACUUUUUGUCUGUUGCGGCUUGGAGCACGAGUGAAGACAUGCUCCAGAAUAAAGCCUUUUCAAAGUUAGGUCUUGGUGUUCUUGGUGUGGCCAUUCGCAGUGCUGUGAUACCUGGAUUUGAAAAUUAUGUCCGAAGUUUGCACCCAUCCCAACGGCCACACGAUGAGUUCUUAAGAGAAUACUGGGAAACAGAGUUUGGCUGUACUCCUCUGUCUUCAUCCUCCUCUCCUCUUCCUCCCUGUAAUGGGACAGAGUCCCUGUAUGGGGUGCAGAAUCACUUCACUGACAUGUCCCAGUUAAGGGUCACAAAUAAUGUUUAUCUGGCAGUUUAUGCAGCAGCUCAUGCCCUCCACAGCCUUCUGUCCUGCCCCAACACUGAGGCCUCUGCUGCAACAACCAACUGCUCCUCUCCUCAGAAUGUCACAUCUGCACAGCUUGUGCAACACCUGAACAAAGUAACCAUCUCCACACCACAUGGAGAGACGUUCGUUUUCCAAGAUGGUGAUUUUCCUCCCACUUUUGAUCUUGUCAACUGGCAAAGGACUAAUGAAGGGACAUUAAAAAAUGUUCUGAUUGGUUUUGUGGAUGAACACGGCAUCCAUCUGAAUGAGUCUGCGAUUCAGUGGGGUACUGAAUCUGCUCAGGUCCCUGUGUCCGUGUGUACAGUGAGUUGUGAGCCUGGGACUCGAAAGGCCUUACGCAAAGGUGAACCUGUCUGCUGUUUUGACUGUAUUCCCUGUGGGGAUGGGGAAGUAAGCAACAAAACAGACGCUCUCCAGUGUGACCGUUGUCCACUUGAGUUUUGGUCCAAUCCUGCCCGAACGUCCUGUAUCCCCCGACAGCUAGACUUCCUCUCCUUUAAUGAAACUCUGGGCAUCACUCUGACCACAGUGGCUGUGUCUGGAGUUGCAGUGACCACUGCAGUCUUUGUGGUGUUUCUUUAUUACCGACAAACACCUAUGGUCCGAGCCAACAACAAAGAGCUGAGCUUCCUACUCCUCGUGUCCCUGAAACUGUGCUUCUUGUGCUCUCUGGUGUUCAUUGGUCGACCGUCAGCCUGGUCCUGUCGCUUCCAGCAGGCCGCCUUUGGCAUCAGCUUUGUGCUGUGUGUGUCCUGUCUUCUGGUUAAGACGAUGGUUGUUUUGGCAGCAUUCCGCUCGGCACGACCAGGUUCAGAGACUUUAAUGAAGUGGUUUGGUCCUCACCAGCAAAGAGGGAGUGUAGGCUUCUUCACCACUAUACAGAUCCUCAUCUGUAUUGUGUGGCUGUGUGUCAGUCCUCCAGAGCCUCAAGUGGACCUGAGUGUGCAGGGGUCAAAGGUCACUCUGGAGUGUGCCAUGGAGUCUGUGCUGGGCUUCUCUCUGGUUCUGGGAUACAUCGGGCUGCUGGCCUGCACAUGCCUCCUCUUGGCUUUUCUGGCUCGAAAACUCCCAGACAACUUCAAUGAGGCCAAACUUAUCACUUUCAGCAUGUUGAUCUUCUGUGCUGUUUGGGUGGCCUUUGUCCCUGCCUAUGUCAGCUCUCCUGGAAAAUAUGUGGUUGCAGUGGAGAUUUUUGCAAUUUUGGGCUCUAGUUAUGGUUUACUUAUUUGCAUAUUUGCCCCAAAAUGUCUCAUCAUUCUCAUUAGACCUGAGAAAAACACCAAAAAGUAUCUGUUGGAAAAGUGA
Molecule: messenger RNA, 2415 nt
Organism: Periophthalmus magnuspinnatus
Lineage: Eukaryota; Metazoa; Chordata; Actinopteri; Gobiiformes; Gobiidae
Product: extracellular calcium-sensing receptor-like
Exons: 13
Coding region: 1-2415 (804 amino acids)
Biological process (GO): G protein-coupled receptor signaling pathway
Cellular component (GO): membrane
Molecular function (GO): G protein-coupled receptor activity
Source: RefSeq, a predicted model, not a curated record